Molecule: messenger RNA, 1320 nt
Organism: Ruditapes philippinarum (Manila clam)
Lineage: Eukaryota; Metazoa; Mollusca; Bivalvia; Venerida; Veneridae
Product: bifunctional polynucleotide phosphatase/kinase-like
Exons: 8
Coding region: 60-1298 (412 amino acids)
Biological process (GO): DNA repair
Cellular component (GO): nucleus
Molecular function (GO): polynucleotide 3'-phosphatase activity; ATP-dependent polydeoxyribonucleotide 5'-hydroxyl-kinase activity; double-stranded DNA binding
Source: RefSeq, a predicted model, not a curated record
UACCUGCAUCAGGUGUAUAAAUAAAGAAGAAAAUAAAGAGAACAUCAGCAGUUCUAAACAUGAGUGCUAGGCGUGCAGGGUUGAAGCGUAAAGCUGCAGAACAAGCAGAAGUUAAAGCUAAAAGAGCUAAAGGGGAGACGGAUUUAAGUGACAGUUUAAAGUGGGAUUAUCAUGGAGAAGUUGUGAAAAAUGUAUGUCCACUGUUAACGCUAACAUCCCCAACAUUACCGGGAAGUCAGAAAGCCGCAGGUUUCGAUAUCGAUUUCACUGUGAUUAAAACUGCAAGUGGGAGAAAAUUCGCAACAGGGGCGUCAGACUGGGAAUGGUGGGAUGAAAGUGUUCCAGAUAAACUAAGAGAGCUUCAUAAAGAUGGAUAUAGGGUGAUUUUCUUUACCAAUCAAGCGGGAAUAGAAAAACUUAAAGUCCAACCAGAAGAACUUCAGCGGAAAAUUGAAGCUAUUAUCAAAGAGUUAGAUAUACCAGUUUUAGCGUUCGUAUGCACCGGGGAGAAUCAUUACAGAAAACCAAGUACUUUGAUGUGGGAAUACUGGGAGACAAAAUGUAACCAAGGAGUAAAGGUUGAUAGGACUAAAUGUUUGUAUGUUGGAGAUGCUGCUGGGAGAGCCAAGGAGUGGGCACCAGGAAAACCAAAAGAUUUUUCUUGUAGUGACAGAAAGUUUGCUGCCAACCUUGGAGUCAAGUUUCAAACCCCUGAAGAAUUUUUCCUUGGAGAGGAUCCAGCGAAAUUUGCAUGGCAGUCAGUUGAUCCAAACACUGUCUUGAAAAAGACAGAUGUAGCAAGUAAAGAAUACCACAGUAAAUCACCAGAGAUGGUAAUUAUGGUAGGAGCACCAGCAACAGGAAAGAGUACAUUCAGAAAACGUUAUUUUGAACCUCAUGGUUAUAUAGCCGUCAACAGAGACACCAUGGGAACCAUGCAGAAAUGUGUGAAGGCAGCUACUGAGGCUCUGAAGACAGGGAAGAGUGUUGUUGCCGACAAUACUAACCCUACACAGGCAGCUAGGAAAGAAUUCAUCGAUUGUGCCAAGAAAAGUGGUGUACCCUGUCGGUGUUUUGUGAUGGACACUCCCAUUGAUCUUGCCCAUCAUCUCAAUUAUGUCCGGCAAAACCAGACAAAAGGCGGUGUCCGACGGAUUCCAGAUGUCGGCUACAAUGUUUAUAAGAAAAACUUUGAGGCUCCAUCAAAGGCUGAGGGGUUUACUGAGAUUAUCCAAAUACCUUUUGUUCCAAAGUUUGACAGUAAAAAAGAUGAAGAAAUAUUCAAACAGUGGACGUAAAACAAAACAUUGUAAACUACAG